Capsicum annuum is the source of this 2959-nucleotide messenger RNA. RefSeq lists its product as uncharacterized. Bases 728 to 2713 code for a protein of 661 amino acids. The transcript is spliced from 3 exons. The record is from RefSeq and is a predicted model, not a curated record. Lineage: Eukaryota; Viridiplantae; Streptophyta; Magnoliopsida; Solanales; Solanaceae.
GGAAAUUCUUGACAAACUUGCUUAGCAGAGUAGCUGCAUGUGUGUCUCUCUGAUUUUUGGUCCUUGAUGAGUGUAACUUGUACGUGUCACACUCACCAAUAAUCCCCAUGAUUAAAAGCCUAAGCUAAACAUUACCCCAUUUAAUAUUUUCCCAUAUGCUAGUUCUAGUAGUUGGUAUACACAGAGAACAUAGGAAGAGUCAACAACAUUAAAGUUGACGAAAAGGAGAAUUGAGAAAAGAACGCAAUUGGUGACAGGUACGAUGAUGUCAUCGAUAAACUUAUUGUCACAUAAUUAAGAAGUCAUAAGCUUACGUGUGUAUAAUAAACCUUUAUGAUUCAAUACUUACGCAUGUAUAACAAGAACUUUAAUGCAUAGCAAUUGCUGACAGAUACGGAGAGAGAUAAGACCAGUGACAUGAUAAGACCAGUGACAUAAAGCAGACAAAAGAUUUUUAAUAGGGGCAUAUGUGAAGAAAGAAGAAAACAGAUAAAUGGGUGGAUUAAUAGGAGGAGGAGCUCACAAGAACUACAGGAAUAAAACUUUGUUGGCGUGUGUGAGAGAGGCAGAGAGACAAAGGGGGUGGUGGUAAAGAGAAAAAGUAAUAGUAAGUCUAAAGUAAAAGAGAUAUGGGGAGGUGGACAACAUCAAACAGUUUGAAUUUUUUUGUAGAAAAAGAAGACUUUUGAGUAAGACAACCACCAAGAAUUUGAAUUUAUUUUUGGGUAUGUACAAGAGUGAGAAAAAGAUGGAGAGAGAGGAAAAGAAAAAGCAGAAAGAGGAAGAAGAAUUGUUGGUAGUAAAGUUGAAACAAGGUGUUUUGGUGGGGAAAAGAGGGGGUACUUGUACAACACCUUCACCUACAUGGAAAAUUGGUUUGGCACAAACUGAUGGUUCUCUGCUUCAAGAUUUGCCCUUUGCUUCCAAUUCUGCUUCACUCUCUGUCAGAAAACUUGGUGCCAAUCUUUGGGAAUUUCAACCCCAAGUGAAAAAAGUUGUCAAGAUGAGCAAGAUUGGCCCUCUACCUCAAAAUCACAAAGACAAAUCUAAGCUUCCCACCCAACCAACUGACCCACCACAUAGCCCACCACAGCAGCCAACAAGCACCAGUAGCUUAGGGAGGGACAUUGCUGCAUCACUUAGACAACAUCAUCAUCAUUUAAUUGCGAAGAAUGGAGGCGCUCAAUCACUUGAAUCACCUGCAAGUUAUUGUAGCUCAAUGGAGAUGGCUCCUUAUAAACCUGUUGAGACUCCCACCAGCUCAAAGGACAUUAAAGGUAAAAGUGGAAAGUCAAGUUACAGCCUGAAAACAUCGGCAGAGUUACUUAAGAUACUUAAUAGGAUAUGGAGCCUUGAAGAACAACAAGCAUCUAACAUGUCGUUGGUGAAAGCAUUGAGAAAAGAAGUUGAUCACUCCCAAAGACGUGUUAAGGAACUACAAGAAGAAAAGAAAAGAGACAAAGAAGAAAUAAAUGAAUUGAUGAUGCUAAUUGAUGAGUACAGAAUUGGAAGAAAGAACAAGAAACAUAGCAGAGCUGAAGAGGCAGUCAAGAUAUUGACGGAUGAGCUGCGAGAUGAAAGAAAGUUGAGGAAACACUCGGAGAAUCUUCACCGUAAGCUUGCUCGAGAGCUAGCUGAAGUGAAAUCUUCUUUCUCUAAUGCUUUAAAAGAACUUGAAAGAGAACGGGAGGCACGGAUUAUGCUAGAAGAAUUAUGUGAUGAGUUUGCCUACGGAAUUAAGGAGUACGAAGAAGUAGCUCGAUUCUUGAAAAGCAAAGUAAGCAAGGAUCAAAUAUUAACUGAAGAGAAGGAUGGAUUGAUCAUCCAUAUUUCUGAAGCCUGGUUAGAUGAAAGAAUGCAAAUGAAGCAAGCCCAAAGACGUCAUGAUCCUGCUGAAAAGAAAACAAUUGUAGACAAGUUGAGGUCCGAGAUACAAACCUUCCUUAAAGCUAGACAAUCUAGUGAUUGCGGGAAUAAUGUCUUAAACCUGAAAGGAGCAAAGGAGAGUAGAUUACGCCGGCAUUCUUUGGAAUCCUUUCACUUGAACAAUCCUGCAAGUGCACCCAGAAUAGAUAAGGAAGACGAAGAUUCAUUUGACAAUGCUUCUGAAUCAAAUAGAGGUCUAAGUGGAAAGCAUGAUGGUAUCAGCUGCAUCAAGAAAGAUGACGAAUUUACUCCAGACAUUCAUGUCGAAAAAAUAGCUCAAUCAAAUCCACCACAGACGGAGAUUGAAACUAAAAUUUCAAAGGACCCUGAAGUGAGUAGCUCAAGAAUUCAACCUGAAGAGAAAAUUUUCGAGGCAAUGGUGGUUAAGGAGACUCCCGUUGAAGGUAAUGAUUCAUGCGUGCUUAAGAAACCUGUCACAAAACAGAGAAAAUUCCAGAAGAGAAAGAAUAACUUAACGAAAGCUGGAAAUUCCUUGCUGAAUAAGUUGCUUAAAGAUCAGUCGUUGCCUUCAGAAGCCAUGACACCUCCAAAUGACGAUAAGCACAUGGAACAGUCUUUUGAUCCAACGACAUUUACUGGUCCUGCCAGUCCAGUGCAGAAGUGGACAUCAAAAGUAACACCCCCGGAUAGUGAGGUGAUUGAAUCUUCUUCAAAAUUACCACCAGGCGUAAAAGAGAAUACACUGAAGGCAAAGCUGCUAGAAGCCAGGAUUGAAAGCCAACAGUUGCAGCCAAGACCAAUGAAAGGUCUAUCUGAGGUUCCUUGAACUGUAAAAUGGUCUAUAUGAAUCUUUUAGGUGGAGAAUAUUAAAAUGUGUUAAUACUUUGUGAGUUGCUAAUGCUGCUUUUGUGACUCAAAAAUUUUGGUACAUGAGAUACGAGAAGUAUCUUCUUCUUUUUUUGUAGUCAAGACUUUCUAUCUGUAAAUGAGAGAUGUGUACUGGUUAUUGACAUAGUUUCUCAUUCACCUGGAAAUUGUUGUAAAGUAUGUUGAAGUAUCUUUUGCCUUCAGA